Molecule: messenger RNA, 1392 nt
Organism: Colletotrichum chrysophilum
Lineage: Eukaryota; Fungi; Ascomycota; Sordariomycetes; Glomerellales; Glomerellaceae
Exons: 1
Coding region: 1-1392 (463 amino acids)
Biological process (GO): transmembrane transport
Molecular function (GO): transmembrane transporter activity
Source: RefSeq, a predicted model, not a curated record
AUGGCCGCCGUCGCCUGCUUCGUCCCGCCCAUGUCCGCCAACAUCUACUACCCCGUUCUCGCCCCCAUCGCCGAGGACCUCCACGUCUCCGUCGCCGCCGUCAACCUCACCGUCACCUCCUACAUGAUCCUCCAGGCCAUCUCGCCCACCCUCUUCGGCGACUUCGGCGACAUGGCCGGCCGCCGCCCCGCCUUCCUCGUCGCCUUCGCAAUCUACCUCGUCGCCAACAUCGGCCUCGCCCUGCAGCGCAACUACGCCGCCCUCAUCGUCCUGCGCAUGUUCCAAUCCGGCGGCAGCUCCGGCGCCAUCGCCCUCGGCUUCGCCAUGGUCGCCGACAUCUCCAUGUCCUCCGAGCGCGGCAAGUACAUGGGCAUCGUCGGCGCGGGGAUCAACGUCGGCCCCACCAUCGGCCCCGUCCUCGGCGGCGUGCUCACGCAGUACUUUGGCUGGGCGUCCAUCUUCUGGUUCUGCGUCGCGCUCAUCGGGGCCUGGCUCGUGCCGUUCGCGCUCUUCAUCCCCGAGACGUGCCGCAACGUCGUCGGCAACGGGUCCGUCCCGGCGCAGACGUGGAACCGCCCCGUGCUGGACCUCAUCCGGCGGCGGCGGCGGCACCGCGAGCGGGAGGCGGCCGGGCUGGAGAGGCAGGAGUCAGUGGCGGGGCAGCCGGCGCGCAAGCUUAGGUUCCCGAACCCAUUGAGGGCGGUGAAGAUCAUCUUUGAAAAGGAGAUGGCGCUGAUCCUGGUGUACAAUUCCUUGUUGUACGUUGCCUUCAUCGAUGUGGCCGCGACGCUGGGGACUUUGUUCCGCGAGAUUUACCACUUUAAUGAUUUGCAACUGGGGUUGUGUUAUCUGCCGUACGGCGCGGGCUGUUGCAUCGCGAGCUUGGGUCAGGGGUACGUGCUCGACUGGAACUACCGGCGCAUCGCGAGGAAGAUCGGAUUCACCAUCGACCGCAGGCGGGGCGACGACCUCAGCAAGUUCCCCAUCGAGAAGGCCCGCCUGCAGCCGGUGUACCCCGCCGUCAUCGUCGGCCUGAUCACGCUGGUGGCGUACGGCUGGGUGCUGCAGCUCGAGACGAGCGUCGCGGCGCCGCUGGUGCUGCAGAGCAUCAUCGGGCUCACCAUCACGGGAUCCUUCAGCAUCAUGAACACCCUGAUCGUGGACCUGUACCCCGAGGCGCCGGCCACGGCCACGGCCGCGAACAACCUCGUCCGGUGCCUGGUGGGCGCCGUGGGCACGGCCAUCAUCGAGUACAUGAUUUCUGGCAUGGGCAGGGGGUGGUGCUUCACGUUCAUUGCUGCGUUGUGCGCAGUGACCAGUCCGAUGAUGUUUCUGAUUGUUAGAAAUGGGCCGGGCUGGAGGAAUGAGAGGCGGAUGAAGGAAGCCUCGUGA